AUGAGUCAAUCAAACCCAACUGGUGAUAUAAUCAGUAGAGAGACUAUAAUUCUCUCAAAAGUGGAUGACUAGAAAGAAGACAUUCCUGAGAAAGGAAACCUUGUUGAGUUAGCAGAUAAUAUUGCAGAUAAAAUUAGUUAUGGAUUUGGCACUAUAUCAGAGAAGAUUCAUGAUUUAUUCCUUGGAAGUAAUAAUAAUAUCCAAACAAAAGAGUAAUCUGAGAAGAGUACUACUGAGACAACCUCAUCUUCCUAUCACCAAACUGAUGAAGACUUGAAAUUUGUAACCAAAUUUCCUAAGUAAAACCUAUACGAGGGUCUUGAGAAUUAGAAUAUUAAAGACAUGCACCUACCAAUGCAGAAUAGUCUUAGUAUGCUCAGUCAUUUGAAUCCUGAGUUAUAGCCUAUCCUUAUGGACUAGAAAGCUUUCAAUAAAAGACAUGAACAUCCCUAUUAUGAUAUUGAGUUCAAGAAUUUGGAGUAAAAGUACAUUAAUGAAUUCGAUACUUAGAAGUAAUAAUUGAAGGUAGAGUCUCUUGAAAAGAAUGAUAGGAGAUUUCCGAUUACAUUCGAUUAGAGAGAAUUUGUUCAUGAUACUCUAUUCGAUAAAAACCAAAAAUCAUUUUCAAGAUUGUUUAAAAAUUCAAUGGAUUGGAAAAGAAGACCUACCAGAAAGCAUGAAUCAAAAGAGCUAGAUAAAUUAGUAACUUAAGACUUACUUGAAGGUAAUAGAAUUGGAUAGAAUUCUGAGUAGACUGCAACUAAGUCCAAAGAUGCCAGUAAGAUAACUAAAGAUUUAAAAGGGCUUGAUUAAAAUUUGGUUGAAUAAUAGGAAAAAAUAACCAUUAAAGAAGAUGAAAUCAAAUAUGAGGUCAAGUUCAAGAAAAUUCCUUUUAAAGGCAGAAAGUCAAAAAAAGGUUCUAAAAGGCAUCCUUCUCAUUGGUCCACAGACUAGUAAAUAUCGGCUUUAGAUGAAGAACUUAAAGUCGAGGAUUGGUAAGACAGAAGUUUUCCAUAGUUGGGUAUAAGCUUAAGGCAAGGCUUAGAAUAAAGAAAAAUAGAGUCAAAAGUAUUAUAAUUUAAUGAAUUAAGGGAAGAAGUUAAAUUAAAUUAGGAGAAGCCUGAAGAGCCUGCUAAACCCUCUAAUUUCGUCGGAAUGUAUUAAUGA
This is a messenger RNA of Stylonychia lemnae, 1167 nucleotides long. NCBI's taxonomy places the organism in Eukaryota, Ciliophora, Spirotrichea, Sporadotrichida, Oxytrichidae. The record is from the annotation of a GenBank genome assembly.